AUGCCCGGAACGCCCGUGACAACAACGUCACCUCCUCCUCCCCCAAAGGGCUGUGAGCUGUUGCGUGAAAAUGUUUUUGAGUCGGCACGUCACGCUGAUGAGGACGAGUUUCGCAUGCGGCGAAAGCCGACCAUGACACGCCACGAGGAUCGGCUAGUGGCGCCGAAGGUUUUUAGCGACAAAAGGUAUACUGUGGUUUUGGAUUUGGACGAAACGGUGGUGUACGCGCGCGAGGGUCCUUUAUAUGCUCGGGCGCACUUGAGGGAACUACUUGUAUCUAUUAAGGAUGAUUUUGAGGUUAUUGUAUGGACGGCUGGGGAGCGAGACUAUGCCAAGAACAUACUGGAGGAGAUAAAUCAGGAUCAUAUCAUUCACCACCUCAUAUAUCGCCACAAGGCGUGGUACACCAGCGAUGACUAUACAAAAGACCUCAAAAAACUGGGUCGAAACAUCGACUAUGUCAUAAUUGUGGAAAAUACGCCGGAUUGUGUUAGGGCGAACCCCCAAAACGGCAUCAUUGUAGAGGACUUUGAAGUGCCAUCCGCCACCCCAUCUUUAUCACAGGAAAAGGAACCAAUGACCCCGGGUGGGGGAAAAGUGGGCACACCCCCAUCGCGUUCACCAUCACAAACGCCGCCGCCAAAACCCAAACGGCAGUUCACCGACAGAACGCUCCUUCUGCUCAAGGAGGUCCUUUCCGCCCUCUUGGAUAGUGGGGAAACGGUUCCGGUGUUCCUCGCCGGGUGCCCGCUGUUGGCGCAGCGGAGUGUCAGGGGUUCGGAUGGGAAGGGCAUCCCAAUAUACUACCUCGGCAAGCGGCGCAGGCGCGGGGCGCCUCCAAUUUGUUCGCCAAAAAGAAAGAGGAGCCGCGAAACGCUCUCGCAAAGCGGCGGGGAAUGGAAGAACAAGGGGGAGGGGGUGGAGGAUGCCGAAGGAGGCGCUGGCAGCGGUGUUGGCGAGCCUCCGCGCGCUCUUGCCCGGGUGGGGGGGCCGCCUGUCGCCGGGGGGAUGCGUUAG
Molecule: messenger RNA, 1017 nt
Organism: Trypanosoma grayi
Lineage: Eukaryota; Euglenozoa; Kinetoplastea; Trypanosomatida; Trypanosomatidae
Product: nuclear lim interactor-interacting factor
Exons: 1
Coding region: 1-1017 (338 amino acids)
Molecular function (GO): phosphoprotein phosphatase activity
Source: RefSeq, a predicted model, not a curated record